GAACUUUACAACGAAACAGCACCUAGGAAUAUUUACGCUUCGAAUAUUCUAUUCUCAUUUUUGAUUGUGUGUCAACGCUUACUUUUUUAAUCAUGAAGAUUGUCUCCGGAUUUCUAUCAAUUGUGCUGAUAUUAUCAGUCAUUGUGUCAAUAUUGUGUGAGAAGGCACCAAGUGGUUGCGGUCAAACAUCAUGUCCACAUUAUACACGACCUGUGUGUGCUACAAAUGGUAAAACGAGACGUACAUUUAUAAAUCAAUGUGCAGUGAGGGUAUUUAAUGAAUGUUCACAUGAAGAAAGUGAGUGACAUGUUUGUAAAUUUGUUUGUAUUGCACUAAAUGUGACAAAUUAUGUCAAAAUUUUUUUCAGAGUUUAAUAUUCUGAGAAAGGGACAUUGCUGAGAGAUGCAGAUGUAAUUUAUUUGCUGAAUGAUGUAGGGUAGAUGUUAGGCUUAUGUUACUUAACAUUUGACUGCUUUUCUUCUAGUUACGAUUGCUUAGAACAUCGUUAUGAUAUUAUUAUAUAUUAUGAAGCAUCGAUGAGGUCACGACACAUUCAUGUUGCAUAAUUCAAUAUAAAUUCAUCAACUAUCAUCAUCUGCUGUAUUUCUAAAUAUAGUUAUGUAUCUCGUAAAGGAAUAAUAUGCUAUGCGAUUAAUAAUAUUCGAAGGAAUUUACAGUGAGAGUAAAGUAAAGUUAAGUGAAAUCUUUAAUUUGCUUUGAUAGUGAAACUUGUGAUGAAAAAUAUACGCAGCAUCAAAUAAUUCUCAAAACUCUGCUUUAAAAACGGAACAAAAGACAAUUUAAUAGAUUUUAUAGUUUCUAUAGUUUAUUGAGUCUAGAAAUGAAACUUUUUCAUCGUUCAUUCAAGGUUUGAUAGAAGAAAUUUAACUUUCCUAAUCCUUCACUGUUCAUUGAAUUAAUCAGCAUUGCUUUAAGUUUUAAGAAUUCUGUGAA
Chironomus riparius is the source of this 954-nucleotide messenger RNA. Lineage: Eukaryota; Metazoa; Arthropoda; Insecta; Diptera; Chironomidae. The record is from the annotation of a GenBank genome assembly.